AGGCCCGUGCGACCCAGGGAGCCCCAAGCCCGGACCCCCAGUGGCCUGCAACCUCAGCUCCCUCAUCUGCCACCCCAGACACAGGAGAGGGCGAGCCUGCCUUCUGCUAUGGGCCGUCCUCUCCACGAUGGUGGCCGACGGCACCCAGGCCCCCGUCGACACUCAGGCCUCCGGAGACCCCAUGCCCAGCUCCUGCGGGUGGGCUGUGUGCUGGGUACCUGCCAGGUGCAGAACCUCAGCCACCGCCUGUGGCAGCUGGUAGGGACAGCUGGCCAGCGAGACUCAGCUCCUGUGGACCCCAGCAGCCCCCACAGCUACGGCUGACGUGGACCCUGGACACCCUGUGGUCCCAGCCCAGCUGGAGCAAGGCACCCAGAUCCUAGAGCUAUGGUGGAGCUCCCUACCUGGUCAGUCCCUGGAGCUGUGGGCAGCAGCUGGUCCUGAAGCAACUAUUACCACACAGCUUUGGACACGUAAACCCAUGCAUGGUGGUAACACUGUGUCUGCGCGUUGAGGGGCUGAGCACCCCAGAACUCUUCACACUCCGGGACAGGUGCUGGGCAGAGGUGGCUAACACAGGGGAGGGGGCUUCCCAAGUCAGGGAGCAGAAGUCAGGGUCCCGGACACACAGGACCCUUCUGAGCAAAUCAGAGGCUGAAGAGGCCCAGUGUGGCCUGCUGUGGGCCUGGCUGGUACCGCUCCCCAGGGUGACUCACCUCGGUGUAUGACCUCAGCUGGGUCCAGGAACUCUCCCUCCCUAUGCCCUGAAACAUGAUGACAGUGUUCCCCAGGACUGGAUGAGGGACACAGUUGUGAAGGACCUCUGCAGCUCCCAUUGCCAAUCCUGGAGCUCAGGUUGAGGAGACAGUGGAGACCCCCCUGGGUCCCCUGUGGGCAGCCAGGGAGGUGGCACAGGGACUCCAAGCCACUUCUGAGCCAUUUUGGGCCAACCCCAAGUGGAGACUCCCCUUCCUCCCCUGAUGCGGGGGGGAGAAGGACAUGGGGAGGGGACACGAUCUCCCACUGAAAACAAAAAGCAGAAAAGAAGGACCUAAGGAAUACUUAUGCCACCUUGAGGCAGGUUGGGGGAAGCCCAACUGGGGGUCCAUAGGCGUCCCAUGUGGACACUUGUAGGACAUGAGUGGGAAUAACAGAGGCCAGAUAGGCUCAUUCCUGGACCUGCCACGAGCCAGGCAGCUUUGAGUGUCAGCAAGGAGAAGCACAGUGAAGGAGCAGAGUUCUUGGUGCUUCCCUGUCCCUGGUGGGGCCUUUGCAUAUGUUAGUCAUGUCACAAUUAUUCUUAGGUACUGCCUGGCAGAACCCAGGAUCAGAAGGGUUGUUUGUCACUUAGCAGGUGCUCACACACCACUUAACUUGCAAAUGCUUGCCAGCAUCACUCUAUCAGCCGCCGUGGCAGAAGCACCUCACUACCUCAGCCAUGUAGCGGUCAAGGAUAUGCCCUGGUCACUGCAAAGGCCACCUUCAGAGCCUGCACCCAGGGUCUCUGGCGGGCCACCCCUUGGGUCCCAGAAGUGCCCAUCUGGGCUCCUGUCCUGUGUUCUCAGGCAACUCAAGAGCCACCUGAUCCAGGUGAACCACCUUUCUUGCACUGGGCCCUGGGACUGAGUGAGCCUUACUACACAGGGAGCCAGACCAAGCUUGAUAGUGUAAGGUGAUCCCUGUGCCUGCAGCACAGUGAGACAGAGAAGCAGGCUCUCACUGAGUUUGGGGGAAGCGGGGCCCUCCAGACAAGAAGUUGCUCUGGGGUGAAGCAGCUGAGUGAGGCUGGAGUCACGUGAGUGGCCAGGAGCCCAACCCUGGGUUGUGUGCCCUAUGGCCACUGAAGGUGCUGUAGAAGCAGGUGGGCAGUGGUGACAGACCGUGGGGAUCUGGGAGUGAAGGCAGAAAGGCGUCCAGGGCCAGCUGGGCAGGGGCAGGAGCUCAGUCCCAAGACUCAGCUCCCCCAUGCCUCGCCAAGGCUCCCCAUGCACUGGGCAGAGUCCAAUCUCACAUUCCACUCCUCAGCACAAAAUGUUCCCCUUUCUGGGAACUCCUGACACCUCCCACACCCCCAAUCCUGUGCCCUAUGGCCCAGACUCCAGGUUGGGCUGCCGGAAUUCCACGAAUGGUCUCAGCUAGAGCCCCUGAGCCUCGGACUUCUCCCUGAAGGUGGGGGACCGUGGCCUGCACUGUCUACACCUGUCACAACCCACAGCCUUGCAUCUGACACAAUGUCAGCUCCCACACCGUGCUCCAAUACUCGGGGAUGCCCCCUCUGAGAGUUCAGAGGUGCGGCCUCGACUUCCGCCUUGCGACCUCUGGGCUGCACAUUCCCACUUCCCUUCUCACACCGAGACACAUCCUGUUGGCCUGUUCCUAAAACCCCUCCAGGCACUGGUGCCUUCUCUGGACUGGGCACCACCUGUUUUGGUGGCAAUAUCUGAAGUCUCCUGGAACCCCUUACCCUCACCUCCACUCCCACAGGCACAGACAGGUAGCACGUCACAGGUUGAUGUGACAGCCUGCAGCUUGCUGUCUUCCGUGGUGAGGGGUCUCCCCAACGUCUAUUCUCACACAGCUGUGCAAAGAAUCUGUAGGGUCAACUACAGGCUUCUUGCACAGAGCUCUGACCCUCACGAUCCACCCUGUCAGAUUCUCCACUCUGCCCUCUUUGUGUGAGAUGGCCACUUUCCAAGCAGGAAAGUGUGUGUCCACAGGACCAGCUGACCAUGAAGCUCUGUUUCCCAAGUCCUGGUAAGGAGGCACACGGAGGACCUCGCCAAGAGCCCUUCCCUCUCCUCACCAAACUGCAGACGGGUGCCCUAGGCCCAACCUUGCCCCUGUCCUUGCUAGGCCUACCUAGCCUUCGCCCAGGAUGAUGGAGAAUCUUCCCACCCUCUAUAGUACCUGCCCACCUCCCUCCAUAGGAAUCCAGUGAGAGCUCUCCAACCAUUGGUACCACAGCAGUUUCUCACAGACCCUCACUCUGCUCAUUGGUUGUGAAUCCCAGCCAUCCUGGUUUGUAUCCAGUCAUCUCCCUGCCUAUUGCAACACUCUUGAAUAAAGUUUUCCUUGCCAUUUUAACAAGUGA
Fukomys damarensis (Damara mole-rat) is the source of this 3091-nucleotide messenger RNA. It is a transcript of the gene Adm2, whose product is annotated as adrenomedullin 2. Gene Ontology annotation, biological process: positive regulation of heart rate; regulation of systemic arterial blood pressure; adenylate cyclase-activating G protein-coupled receptor signaling pathway. The transcript is spliced from 2 exons. Lineage: Eukaryota; Metazoa; Chordata; Mammalia; Rodentia; Bathyergidae. The annotation marks the transcript as partial. The record is from RefSeq and is a predicted model, not a curated record.